This is a messenger RNA of Chenopodium quinoa (quinoa), 765 nucleotides long. RefSeq lists its product as uncharacterized. The record is from RefSeq and is a predicted model, not a curated record. NCBI's taxonomy places the organism in Eukaryota, Viridiplantae, Streptophyta, Magnoliopsida, Caryophyllales, Amaranthaceae. Bases 1 to 765 code for a protein of 254 amino acids. The transcript is spliced from 4 exons.
AUGGUGAAAUACAAUAAGAGAUACACUGUGCAAUGUUAUGCAGAGUGUUGUGAGUGGAGAUUACAUGCCAGUAGGUUAGUUGAUGGUAAGAAAUGGGCAAUAAAGAAAAUAUGGCCAGAUGUUCAUAAUUGUAGGGGUUUGGAAACCUACAACCCUAUUUGUACUGUGAAGUGGGAUGCUUCUGAGGUGAUGGAAGAUAUUAGGGCUGAUCCAGACAUUCCAAGCAAAGCAUUGAAUGAACUCCUAUGUCAGAGGUUUGGAAUAUAUAUGAAACAAGCUUCAUUGUACAAGCUGAAGAGGUAUGUGAUUCAAGAGCUGUUUGGUGGUCAUGAUGAGUCUUACACUCUUAUGCCAAGGCCUUUGAUUGGGGUUGAUGGAGCACAUUUGAAGGGCAACUAUGGUGGUAUUCUGUUGUCUGCAGUUGCAUUAGAUGGCAACAAUGAAUUUUAUCCAAUAGCAUAUGCCAUAGUGAGAGCUGAAGACAAAGAAAGUUGGGCUUAUUACCAAACCCAGAGAAUUUUUGGCUUGCACCAACAAGAAGUUGAUCUUUCUCUGACACAAGUAUGGCCUGAUGCAAAAAGGAGGUAUUGCUCCAGACAUUUGAGCAGGAAUUACAAAAAAGAUUUCCUAGGUGCUUUCAUGUAUACUUUGUUCUGGAGGCUAUGCAAUGCAACAAAUAAGUUCACCUUCAGAAAAGCAAUGGAAAAGUUGCAAAAGGAAGGCGGAGAUGAUGUUAUGACUUGGUUUGCUGAUUUAGGAGAUUAA